Molecule: messenger RNA, 5424 nt
Organism: Mus musculus (house mouse)
Lineage: Eukaryota; Metazoa; Chordata; Mammalia; Rodentia; Muridae
Gene: Ifi203
Product: interferon activated gene 203
Exons: 5
Coding region: 1213-3288 (691 amino acids)
Biological process (GO): activation of innate immune response; cellular response to interferon-beta
Cellular component (GO): nucleus
Source: RefSeq, a predicted model, not a curated record
CUUUGGUUGGUUUACAAAUUCAAAACCCAACAAAAACGUGACAAGGUGAUUAUAACUCAAACACUUUUAGCCAUUGAGAACAGUGCCUCCCCUGAGGUUUGGUUAUCUAUGCUCAAAAAUUAGUCGACAUCUGAGUCCUCUAUUCUUACACCCCACAGAUCUAUGGAUCCAUUACACUAAAAUGAGAGACUCAACGAUCAUUGAUCAGUCCUUACACACCGCUGAGGUUUCCUCAUCGCACUCAGUAGGGUGAUCAUGAUUUGCCCUUCUAAAUCCUUCCUGAUCGUUUUGUGCUGAGAAAGUGAGAGACUAGAUCAUCAGAUUAGGCCUUUUCUAUUAUAUAAAAAAGAGAGAGAUGUGGGAAACCAAUAAAUGCCAUUACAAGAUGGCGCUGGUUUCAAUAAGCCGAUGCCCAUGAAUAUGGUUAAACAACCAUGAAUAUGGGUAAACAACCAAUGUGCGCAUGUGCAGUAGAGUUUUUGCCGAGUCACUGCCUGGCCCGAGGCAUGUAAAUGAGGUACUGAAAGUAUAACCAAUCAGGUAUAGACACACCACUCCUAGGUCUAUAUAAGUAGUGCUAGUUCUGCAGCUCGGGGUCUUUUGCUUUCACUAUCAAGCUCUCCCAAUAAACGUGUACAGAAGAAUCCUGUUCUGUUGUCCUUCUUGCUGGCAAGUCGGGCGUCUACAGUAUACAGUCCAGGAAAAUAGGCUACAGUUAAAGGCAGUUAUGGUUUUAGUGGCAUCAGUAUCAUAGCAAUGGUUGCAUUUUAGAAAACUUGCACCUUGAAGUAGCAAAACCACACAAGGAAACGGUAAAAGGUGCGAUUACAUUUGUAUGUACCUAUUUGCCUACUAACUAAAUUUCCUGUUUUAUAAAUGGUGGGAAAACAUCCAAAUCUAUGAGUCUAUGGGAGACAUUCUUAUUCAAUCCACUGCACAAUACACUUCACCUGUUAAGAAUAAGGUGUGUGCACAAUGAAACAAAUAUGAUUAGAAUUAAGUAAUAAGUACAAAGCUUCUUGCAGUUUGAAAAUAUUGUGCAUCAUUUAAUUUUAAAAACAUCCCCAAGGGCUGAUGAUAAAACAAUCACACCUUAGUGUGUGCAAGGCUCAGGGUUCAACUUCCAAUACAUGAGAGCAUCUAGAGAGAAAGACAAGGUUGCUCUUUCAGAAAAAGAGAAAACAAAUCACAAAAACUGAAAGUGGAAAGAAAAUGCUCACCCAGGGGCAGGCUCAGCUUCCAGAAACUUCAGGAACCAAUAUAAAAAAGGAUGAAAAUUGCCUCCAGAAUCCUCAUAAGCCUCCACCAACACCAUCCAGCAGUUCCUCAAACAAGAAACAGAAAAACAGAACCAUCCGAAAACAUAGUAUCUCAAAGACAGAGGGUCCUCAGGAAAAGCAACAACGUGUAGAAUUGUCAUCAAUCAGCAACUUCCAAGCUGUAAGCGAACUCCUGACCUUUGAAGGACUUUCAGCAAUUCCUUCGAGCAGACUUCAGUCUUCUCAGAAGCCUCUAGAAGCUCACUUGGAUUUAAAGAUGUCUCCAAUCUCUCCAACAUCACCUUGCCACAAUCUUCCAGUGUCUCUAUCCUCAGACUCAAAUGUUCAUCUGAACUCUAAUGCACAUUCCAUCCUGUUCAGUGGUGCCCAGGUUCCUCAUGUACCAUCAGCAACAGGAUUCAGUAAUGUCGGGGUCCCUCUUAUGCCUUCAGAAACAGUGUUCAGUUCUUCCAGUGCUCCUCAGAUAUCUCAAAUAACAGUACCUAGCAGCAUCCGGGACCUUUACCUUCCUAAACCAGCAGCAUUCAAUAGCACAGAGGCUCCUCACAAACAGGCAAUAGCAUCCAGAAAUGGCCAAACUACUAGAGCGCCAUCAGCAAAACUGACAAGCAAAUCCCAGUUCCUAAAGUUGCAUCCUCCAGCAACAGCAUCCAGCAAUUCUCAGGUUCCUCAUAUUCUAGCAACCAUGCCCAGAAACAUCUCUGUCACACAGGUACCUCAAACAAGAACAUCCAGUAGCAUUCAGACUCUUAACUCUGCUACAGUAAAAGCAUCCAAGAAUGUCCAGGCCCCUCAAGUAUCUUUACCAAUACGACCCAAUUAUUUUCUGGCUUCUGUGGCACCUCCAUCAGCAACACCCAACCGUCUUACAUCUCAUGGGCCACUUUUGUCAAUAGCCACAAGCAGAGCCCAGACUACUCAAAUUGAACCAGGAACAGAAUCCAUUUGUGUCCAGGCUCUUCAUGCUCCUCCAUCAACAGUGUCCAGAAAUAAGUGCACCACUCCAUUGACACAAGGGGCAGAAUCCAGUACUGGGGAAGCCCUUCCCCUUCCUAAAGUAAAAGCAUGCACGAUAUUCCAAGCACCUCGGGUGUCUUCACCAACUGCAUCCAGCAGUAUCAUGAAGCCACAUGCAACUUCAUCAAAAACAUCCAGCAGUCUCCUGGAUCAACAUGCAACUUCAUCAACAGCAUCCAGCAGCCGUCUUCUGGCUCUAAAGUUGUCUCCAGUAACAGCAUCUAGGGCUCUCAGUGCUAUUCCAGGGCUUUCAGAAACAAUACACAGAAGUCCAUCCAGCGUAAUGACCUUUUCUUCUAAUAAUAUUAUGACAGAGGCACCAAGGAGAGGAACUGUACCAAAGGAGCCUUCUAGAGAAGAAGGUCACCAUCAAGGUCCCAAACAAGUGAUGGUGUUGAAAGUAACAGAACCAUUUACAUAUGACUUUGAAGAAACGAAAAGGAUGUUUCAUGCUACAGUGGCUACUGAAACUGAGUUCUUCAGAGUGAAGGUUUUUGACACAGCUCUAAUGAGCAAGUUCAUCCCAGGAAAGAUCAUUGCCAUAUCACAUUAUAUUGGGUGCAAUGGGUUUCUGGAGAUAUACAGAGCUUCCUGUGUGUCCGAUGUGAACAUUAACCCAACAAUGAUUAUCUCAAAUACACUGAGUGAAAGUGCUAUUGCAACUCCAAAAAUUUCUUAUCUUCUCUCACAAGCAAAGGGGACAUUUGUAAAUGGAGAAUUUGUAGUAUUUAAGAAAAGUGAGAGGCAUGAGUGCAUUUGCUAUGGAAUUGGAGAUGAUACAGGAAAAAUGGCAGUGGUGGUUUAUGGACGACUCACCAAUGUCAGGUGUGAACCAGGCAGUAAACUUAGACUUGUCUGCUUUGAAUUGACUUCCACUAAAGAUGUGUGCCUCCUGAGGUCUGUAAGGCACAGUUACAUGCAGGUCAUCAAUGAAGGAAAGCCACUCAACCCAGACUCAGUCAGGAGAAACUCUCUGGAACCAUACUUCUGAUAACCUGGAUGCCAAUGACACUGUUUGUGGAGAUAAGAUUCAAGUACAGAAAAUAAAUGUGCACAGGCCUGUUGAAAUACCAGUCUUAUAAAGACCAGCUCUUAAUUCUAAGAAAUGGUGCUUUCUCAUAUUCUUUAUACAUUCUAUUAUCUAAAUUUCAUAGGUUGUCUCUAUAACUCCUUUAACUGUUGGUUUGUAAUUUUUAUACCUAAAACUUAAAAAAUAAAAUCCACACAAUUUCUGUUAAGCAGUGUGCCUUUGGCACUAUCCUUUAACCAUUUGAGAUGUGCUUUAAAAUAAAAACUUAGUGACCCUUACAUAAAGCUGGAGAAUACAGGCUUCAAAUGUGAUGUGUCAGGACAAAGCAUGUUCAGAAACAAAUAGACUGUGUUUUCUGCCCAUGAAGUCAAGGUAUUAAUAAGAUGUGGGGAAAUGUUGAACUCAGCCUUGAGUGUAGUUUCCAAAACUAAUAUGCUGAGAACAGGAUCAAGUUUUCACCUCCACUAUGCUUAGUAAUGUGACUGCAUUACAGAGUUUAGGUAUUGGAAAAAAACUUCCCCAGAAUGAGGUGUUUAGGGCGGGGCGUACUAUUUUCAACUAUAAGGAAUCCCAUCUUCAAUUCCAGAAUCAAAUAAAAUCACUGCAAACUUUUAAAGCAAGAUGAAGAAGGCUUAUGAUAAAGGAAAUCAAAGAAAUUAAGAAAUUAGUAUUCUCACAGAGGCCUUUCUAGAUUAUUUCUCACUUCUCUCACUGAUGGUAAGACUUACUUGAUAAAGCAACUGAAGGAACAAUGGGUUCAUUUUGCCCAUAUUUGAAUGGUAGAGAAGGGUGAGGUGACUGACCAUGUACCUGCAGGAGGAAGCAGAGAGAAGUGAGUUCUAGAGUCGAUCUCUCUCUCUCUCUCUUUCUGUCUCUGUUUCUCUGUCUCUGUCUCUCUGUCUCUCUGUCUCUCUGUCUCUCUGUCUCUCUCUCUGUCUCUCUCUCUCUCUCUCUCUCUCUCUCCCUCCCUCCCUCCCUCCCUCCCUCUCUCCCUCUUUUAUUAAAGACAUGAACCUAUUCAAUGAUACUCUCCACAUUUAUGAUGAGUGUUUGCAAAUUCCUUAACACAGUCUAGAAACUUCCUCUUGCACAGCAUAAAAGGAUUCUCACAAGUAAUUCCAGAUCCUGUCAGGUUUACAAUCAGUAUUUACAGUCACAUGAGGCAAUGAUGUGAAAUAGAGGUAAGGAGCAUACAUAGGGAUUUGGACAGCUGAAAUGUAGGCAAGAAGAGGCAAGAGCUAAGGAUGGGUAACUCUCUCAUCUUCUAAAUCCAUGUGUUAUCCCCCAUUCUAAUGAUACUGGAAUUUUGAGCUUAAUGGGAUUUGUUUAAUUCUAAAUCACUUCUCACCAAUAGAUUAAUGUCCCUAAAAACAUUUGUGGAAGGAAAUUCUAUUUGUUUUUAGUAUUUGUUUUGCUUUAACAUGAUCAUCCAGUAUGUGAGAGUGGGACAGAAUAUUGUUUAGCACCUUGAAACUCCACUUUUCUUUUCCUAUAAUCACAGUGCACCUUCCAGAGAGAGAUCAUUAUCCACAUCUACUGUGUACACACAACAUUCUUCAAACAAUACACCUGAAACCUAUUAUCAAAGUAGGCACCCAUAUACAACAGAUUGCAAAUAUAUAUGCUAUGAACCUUGAAAAUGAUUACUGUCUCUAGAAAUACCUUCAUUAAAACCUUAUUUAUAGUCAAAUAUGUCAACUUUUCAAUACCAUGAACAAUGGACUGAUCCAGCCUAGACUAGUUUGAGUAAAUGUACAUCCAGACAAACUAUUUCUUUAAAGUGAACUUUUAUGAUGGAUAUUCUGUUUACCACCUCCUUCCUAUGUAUACUUGUGUGUGUAUAAUCAAAGUAAAGUGCUCUAUGGAAAGGGACAUGCAGGAGGAAGAAAUGCCUACCUAAUCUAUGCUGAUCCACCGAAAUAAAGACUCACUUGUAUUACAUCCCUUCAGCAAAACAACAACUCCUCUUGAACUCCAUGAAAGAAACUUCAAGGAAAACCUGGAGCCUGUAAAUACAUUUACUUAUAAGGCCCACAAUUGCUUUCUGAUCUGUACUGACAGUUUGCAUCUAAUAAAGUUUCACUGGUUCUAUAAAAA